Molecule: messenger RNA, 2046 nt
Organism: Prionailurus viverrinus (fishing cat)
Lineage: Eukaryota; Metazoa; Chordata; Mammalia; Carnivora; Felidae
Product: leukocyte immunoglobulin-like receptor subfamily B member 3
Exons: 10
Coding region: 670-1569 (299 amino acids)
Biological process (GO): cytokine-mediated signaling pathway
Molecular function (GO): inhibitory MHC class I receptor activity
Source: RefSeq, a predicted model, not a curated record
ACCCAGACACCCCGGGUAAUAGAUGAAUAUUUAGAUAAAGGUUACCACGUCCUCCGACAUCAGAGCUCUAACCCAAAUAAAUAAACAUCUUCAUGCAGGGCCCCAGAAGGGGAAGGAGGACUCUGCCCCAGACACAAGGGGCACUGAGAGACAGGAGGGACUCAUGGGCGUGUUCCCAGGAAGUGGAGGUGGAUGUUGACAUAGGAAAAUAGAGAAGUCCAUGAAGGCUGUGACAGAAAGAAAGCCCACACUCUGGGACCAGGAGAGGGUUUACGUUUCCUUCUCUAUUUCGCUAUAUUUCUCCUCUGUGUGCAUCACCACGGUGACCUUGACCUGAGCCAUGCAGAAAUGUCACAGCUGUGUUUGCACUGACAUGAGGCUGCAGAGGAGCCGGAACCCACACCCCCUGCAGCAUCUCUGGGGCCUGGGGACCCCGUGGGAGGUCUGAGUGUGGAACCCAGGACCCAAGCGCAGGCAGGGACCCUCCCCAAACCCUCCAUCUGGGCUGAGCCAGGCUCUGUGGUCCCCCGAGGUAGUGCUGUGACCAUUUGGUGUCAGGGAAUCCUGGAGGCCCAAGUGUUCUUUCUGGAUAAAGAGGAACACUCAGGGUUCUGGGAUGUUCAUUUCCCAAAGAAGCCUGGGAACACGGCCAAGUUCUCCAUCACACACAUGACAGAUAGACCUGCAGGACGGUAUCACUGUUCCUAUCGGAGCCCCGCUGGCUUGUCAGAGCGCAGUGACCCCCUGGAGCUGGUGGUGACAGGAUUCCAUGGCAAACCCCGUCUCUCAGCCCUGCCCAGCCCUGUCGUGACCUCAGGAGGGAAGGUGACCCUCCAGUGUGCCUCAUGGGAGAAAUUUGACAGGUUUGUCCUGUGGAAGGAAGGAGAACCCAGGCCCUCGUCGACCCUCGACUCCCAGCGACCCACUAGUGGGCAGUUCCAGGCCCUGUUUCCUGUGGGCCCCGUGACCCCCAACGUCAGGUGGACAUUCAGAUGCUAUGGCUAUUUCAGCAAAACCCCCCAGAUGUGGUCCUACCCCAGUAAGCCCCUGGAGCUCCUGGUCUCAGGAACUUCUGGGGGCCCCAGCCCCCCACCCACAGGACCUGGCUCCACAGAGAGUCUUGAAAAGUACCCGAAAAUUGCGAUCGGGGCCUCUGUGACCUUAAUCUUGCUGCUUGCCCUCCUCAUCCUCCUCCUCCUUCUCCGAUUCCGGCGCCAGAAAAAAUGCUGCAAGACAGGUGCUCUACAUCCUGAGGCUGAGACCAGAGCCCUGCAGAAAAGCUCCGACUCCAUGGCUCCUGUCCAGGAGGAGAAGCAGGAUGCUGAGGUGAGAGAGUCCCAACCUGAGGAAGACAGACAGAUGGACAGUCGGGCUGCGGCAUCUGAAGACCCCCAGGAUGUGACCUAUGCCCAGCUGAACAGCCUGAAUCUUGAACAGGAGACAAGUGCACCCCCUUCCUCACGGGCAGGGGAGCUGCCCGCAGAGCCCAUCAUGUAUGCCACUCUGGCCAGGAAGGACGCACACCCCACACUCCAGGGAGGGGACUGCAGGAACCCCAGGAUGCAGUGAGGCUGCCCCCAACGACACUCAGCUAAUACCCCCUGCGCCUGGGGACCUCUCAUAUGGGAGCAGGAUAUCCUGGAGCUUCAGAAGUCAUCUAAUUCGCCAGAUGAAGAGAAAUAUCAGCUCCGUAUUUUUAGAAAGAAAAGAAAACCCUUCUAAAUAACCAGUGGACAAGAGAAGCCAGCCACAGAUGAAGACAGGACUUCUUUUUUUUUUUUUUUUUUUUACUCCCAUGACAAUGCAAAAAUUCUACAUCAAAGCAUAGUUUUACCUAAAUGGUAAUGUAAAUGCCGUAUGCCAAGACGAAAUGGGGAAAGUCAGUGCCUGAAUGCAAUUAGUGCCAAGAGAAGAGAGCCUGAAAGUCAACAACGCAGGCAAUGUUCUAUGGGAGCUCGAGAAAGGACAGCAAAUUCAUCCCAUGGCAGUGGGUGAAAAUCAGAAGACCUUACGCUGAUCACAAAGAAUAAAAAAGAGAACAAUCAA